UCUGCGCAGGCGCAGUGUCCCCGGGCCAAGAUGGCUGCGCGGUGUUCCCCACGCUGGUUGCUAGUGGCGGUGGGGACCCCCCGCCUGCCGGCCGCAGCGGGGAGAGGGGCCCAGCAGCCCCAGGGGGGCGUAGUGACAACAUUGACAACAUCGGUGGGUCGCAAGCUGAGCGUCUCUGCCUUCGGGCUUUCCGUGGGCGCUCACGGCCCCCGGGCGCUGCUGACAUUGAGACCGGGUGUCCGCCUCACAGGAACAAAAAGUCUCCCUUUUGCUUGUACUGCCUCCUUCCACACAAGUGCUUCCUUAGCCAAAGAUGAUUAUUAUCAGAUAUUAGGAGUGCCCCGAAAUGCCAGCCAGAAAGAUAUCAAGAAAGCCUAUUAUCAGCUUGCCAAGAAAUACCACCCGGACACAAAUAAGGAUGAUCCCAAAGCCAAGGAGAAGUUUUCCCAACUGGCAGAAGCAUACGAGGUGUUGAGUGAUGAAGUGAAGAGGAAGCAGUAUGAUGCUUACGGCUCUGCUGGCUUUGAUCCUGGAGCCAGCAGCUCUGGGCAGAGCUACUGGAGAGGAGGUCCCUCUGUUGACCCUGAGGAGCUGUUCAGGAAGAUCUUUGGGGAGUUCUCAUCAUCGCCUUUUGGAGAUUUCCAGACUGUGUUUGAUCAGCCUCAGGAAUACAUCAUGGAGUUGACAUUCAAUCAAGCCGCCAAGGGUGUCAACAAGGAGUUCACCGUGAACCUCAUGGACACCUGUGAGCGUUGUGACGGCAAGGGGAACGAGCCCGGAACCAAAGUGCAGCAUUGCCACUACUGCAGUGGCUCCGGCAUGGAAACUGUCAAUACAGGUCCUUUUGUGAUGCGGUCCACAUGUCGGAGAUGUGGUGGCCGGGGCUCCAUCGUCACAACUCCUUGUGUGGUCUGCAGAGGAGCAGGACAAGCCAAGCAGAAGAAGCGAGUGACAAUCCCUGUGCCUGCAGGAGUUGAAGAUGGUCAGACUGUAAGGAUGCCUGUGGGAAAACGAGAAAUUUUUGUCACAUUCAGGGUACAGAAAAGCCCUGUGUUCCGGAGGGACGGCGCAGACAUCCACUCCGACCUCUUUAUUUCAAUAGCUCAAGCUAUUCUUGGGGGUACAGCCAAAGCCCAGGGCUUAUAUGAGACAAUCAAUGUGACGAUCCCUUCUGGGAUUCAGACAGACCAGAGGAUUCGCUUGUCUGGAAAAGGCAUCCCCCGGAUUAAUAGCUAUGGCUAUGGCGACCACUACAUUCAUAUCAAGAUCAGAGUUCCAAAGAGGCUAACCAGUAGGCAGCAGAACCUGAUCCUGAGCUAUGCCGAGGAUGAGACUGAUGUGGAGGGGACGGUGAAUGGUGUCACCCACACAAGCACUGGAAAACGAUCAGCUGGAAACUAGAUGAGGAGCAGCAGCCCCUCUCCAUGGCCAGGGCAUCUGACACAGGAGGACCCCAAAAUAGCAGCAUGGAGCCCUGUCUACACAGCCCUCUGAACCACUCAGCAACAGCAAAACUAUGUGAGGACACCUCUCUACGUAGAAGGUCAUGGUGACAGCCCCUAGGCAGUGAUGUGUGGCCUUCGGGCUGGUGAGAUAGCCUGUCCACUGGUAGGUGACAUGCUUCUGGUUUAGGCAGGGUACAAUACUUGGACUCUUCUUGCAGCACUAAAAAUAAUCUGGAAUCGCAUGUAAUAGAGAGCUUAAAAAAAUUAAAGGCCGUGCUUACAGCUUAAAAUGAAGCCUUAAGCUGCACAGCAUUGUGAAGUGAUUAAUUCCCUCUCAACAAACCUCGUGGAGGUUCUGAAAUAUGUCCUUCCUAACAGGUAGUCUUCUUAGGCCCCAGGGGCGGCACACCCCACCAGUGCCGUCCUCCCUGACAGGCUCUGCUGAGGGCCUGUCACACCCCUUAGAGUUGGUUUGCUUUUGUUUUAUUGAAGGUACCAAGCAGCUGGAGAGUGGGUACUAGGGCCCUAGGAGGCAGAGUUGUGCAACAGUCCCUCUAUCCACUUCACCUCAGAUGGCAGCUUGCCUGACGCUGAUUAGAUUGUUCUAGAUUAAUGUGGGGGGGUGUUUCCUGCCCUGUCGGACCAAAGUUACCAUGGUCAUGUGGGACAGCCUUGAGCCUCUGGAGACCCCGACCUUUGCCAGCCAGGGCUUGGUUCUCCCCUCUUCCACUGCUGACAUUUGAUUUCCACGGUGUAUUUAAAUUACUCAAUGGUAAGAAUCAUUGUCUUUUCCUGUGUAAAUGUUGAGGGGAAGCACACUGUGCAGAGCAGCCUCACUUCCAGCCUCUGCUGGUAGCAUGUUGCAGUUUCCGUGUGUUCCAAGGUCUUGGAGCUAGUGUAAGACAGGCUAAUAAAGAACACUUUCUCUGUA
Molecule: messenger RNA, 2376 nt
Organism: Peromyscus eremicus (cactus mouse)
Lineage: Eukaryota; Metazoa; Chordata; Mammalia; Rodentia; Cricetidae
Gene: Dnaja3
Product: DnaJ heat shock protein family (Hsp40) member A3
Exons: 11
Coding region: 31-1401 (456 amino acids)
Biological process (GO): protein folding; negative regulation of apoptotic process; mitochondrion organization
Cellular component (GO): mitochondrion
Molecular function (GO): heat shock protein binding; ATP binding; protein kinase binding
Source: RefSeq, a predicted model, not a curated record